This is a messenger RNA of Perognathus longimembris pacificus (Pacific pocket mouse), 3716 nucleotides long. RefSeq names its product MYB proto-oncogene, transcription factor (gene Myb). The record is from RefSeq and is a predicted model, not a curated record. NCBI's taxonomy places the organism in Eukaryota, Metazoa, Chordata, Mammalia, Rodentia, Heteromyidae. The transcript is spliced from 16 exons. Gene Ontology annotation, cellular component: nucleus. Gene Ontology annotation, molecular function: DNA-binding transcription factor activity, RNA polymerase II-specific; RNA polymerase II cis-regulatory region sequence-specific DNA binding. Gene Ontology annotation, biological process: regulation of DNA-templated transcription. Bases 189 to 2474 code for a protein of 761 amino acids.
CUCCUUCUCCUCCUCCUCGGGGACCUCCUCCUCCUCCUCCUCCUCUUUCUCCCGAGAAACUUCGCCCCGGCGGUGCCGAGCGCCCGCUGCGCAGUCGGGAAGAGACGCCCGCGAAGCGGUGGGCAGCGGGUGGCCGCAGCAGGUUGGGUCCCCACGGCUUUUUGGCGGAGCUGCGUGCCCGCCGCGCCAUGGCCAGGAGACCCCGGCACAGUAUAUACAGUAGUGAUGAAGAUGAUGAAGACCUUGAGAUGUGUGAUCAUGAUUAUGAUGGGCUUCUUCCCAAGUCUGGAAAGCGUCACUUGGGAAAGACUAGGUGGACGAGGGAAGAGGAUGAAAAACUAAAGAAGCUGGUGGAACAAAAUGGAACCGAUGACUGGAAAGUUAUUGCCAAUUAUCUCCCGAAUCGGACAGAUGUGCAGUGCCAACAUCGAUGGCAGAAAGUUCUAAACCCUGAGCUCAUCAAGGGUCCGUGGACCAAAGAAGAAGAUCAAAGAGUGAUAGAGCUUGUACAGAAAUACGGUCCAAAACGGUGGUCUGUUAUUGCCAAGCACUUAAAGGGGAGAAUUGGAAAACAAUGUAGGGAAAGGUGGCAUAACCACUUGAAUCCAGAAGUUAAGAAAACCUCCUGGACAGAAGAGGAAGACAGAAUUAUUUACCAGGCACACAAGAGACUGGGGAACAGAUGGGCGGAAAUCGCAAAACUACUGCCUGGACGAACUGAUAAUGCUAUCAAGAACCACUGGAAUUCUACAAUGCGUCGGAAGGUGGAACAGGAAGGUUAUCUACAGGAGUCUUCAAAAGCUAGUCAGCCACCAGUGGCUACCAGUUUCCAGAAGAACAAUCAUUUGAUGGGUUUUACCCAUGCCCCACCUUCAUCUCAACUCCCUCUAACGGGCCAGCCCUCAGUUAAUAAUGACUAUUCCUAUUACCACAUUUCUGAAGCACAAAAUGUCUCCAGCCAUGUUCCAUAUCCUGUAGCGUUACAUGUAAAUAUAGUCAAUGUUCCACAGCCAGCUGCUGCAGCCAUUCAGAGACACUAUAAUGAUGAAGACCCUGAGAAAGAGAAGAGAAUAAAGGAAUUAGAGUUGCUCCUAAUGUCUACUGAGAAUGAGCUGAAAGGACAGCAAGCGUUACCAACACAGAACCACACAUGCAGCUACCCCGGGUGGCAGAGCACCUCUAUGGCCGACCACAGCAGACCUCAUGGAGACAGUGCACCUGUUUCCUGUUUGGGAGAACACCACUCUACUCCAUCACUGCCGGUGGAUCCCGGUUCCCUGCCUGAAGAAAGUGCUUCGCCAGCAAGGUGCAUGAUCGUCCACCAGGGCACCAUUCUGGAUAAUGUUAAGAACCUCUUAGAAUUUGCAGAAACACUCCAAUUUAUAGAUUCUGAUUCUUCAGCAUGGUGUGAUCUCAGCAGUUUUGAAUCCUUUGAAGAAGCAGCUUUUUCACCUAGCCAACAUCACGCAGGCAGAGCCCUCCAACUGCAGCAAAGAGAGGGCCCUGGGACUAGACCUGCACAAGGGCCUAGCCCAAGAGUGAACAGACGCAUGUUGAGCGAGGGUUCCUUUGGCUCACCCAAGCCCUUACCUCCGGCAAGGCACAGCACAAUGCCACUGGUGAUCCUUCGAAAAAAACGGGGCCAGGCCAGCCCCUUAGCCGCUGGAGACUCUAGCUUCUUCCUCUUUGCUGACGGUAGCAACUCAUCUCCCAACCAUUCCCCUGUCAAAAGCCUGCCCUUCUCUCCCUCGCAGUUCUUAAACACUCCCAGUACCCAUGAAAACGGAGACACGGAAAUGCCUUCUUUAACCUCCACCCCGCUCAAUGGUCACAAAUUGACUGUUACAACACCAUUUCAUAGAGACCAGACUGUGAAAACUCACAAGGAACAUACCAUUUUUAGAACUCCAGCUAUCAAAAGGUCAAUCCUAGAAAGCUCUCCAAGAACUCCUACGCCAUUUAAACAUGCUCUUGCAGCACAAGAAAUUAAAUAUGGUCCCUUGAAGAUGCUACCUCAGACACCCUCUCAUAUAGUGGAAGAUUUACAGGAUGUGAUCAAACAGGAAUCUGACGAAUCUGGGAUUGUUGCUGAAUUUCCAGAGAAUGGACCACCCUUAUUGAAGAAGAUCAAACAAGAGGUGGAAUCUCCAACUGAUAAGGUGGGCAAUUUCUUCUGCUCAAACCACUGGGAAGGGGACAGUCUACACACUCAGCUGUUUACCCAAGCGGCACCUGUAGAAGACACCCCAAAUAUUCUUACAAGCUCUGUUUUAAUGACGCCAGUAUCAGAAGACGAAGACAAUGUUCUCAAAGCAUUCACAGUUCCUAAAAACAGGUCCCUGUUGAGUCCUUUGCAGCCUUGCAGUGGUUCCUGGGAACCUGCAUCCUGUGGGAAGACAGAGGAACAGAUGACUGCUUCCGGCCAGGCUCGCAAAUAUGUGAACGCAUUCUCAGCUCGGACUCUGGUCAUAUGAGACAUUUCCAGAAAAAGCAUUAUGGUUUCCAGAACACUUCAAAUUGACUUUGCUAUAUCAUUCCUCGACAUGGAACUUUUCAUGAUUGGGAGAAGAACUUAUUUUUGUUGUGGUACAACAGUUGAGAGCAGCACCAAGUGCACUUAGUUGGAUGGAAUCUUAUUGCAUUUCACCCAACUAAAAGGAUUUUAAAAUAAAUGAAUAACAGUCUUACCUAAAUUAUUAGGUAAUGAAUUGUAACCAGUUGUUAAUAUCUUAAUGCAGAUUUUUUUUAAAAAACAUGAAAUGAUUUAUCUGUAUUUUAGAGAAUCCAAUAGAUCAGUAUUUUUGCCUGUGAUGAGUUUUUUGAAAUUUUUAAACAAAAAGGUACUCCAGUAUUUCACUUUUCUCAAUCACUAACCAUACAUAUAGAAUUUUUUUUUAAAAAAAUCAGUAAAAGCAUUACUAUAAAUGUUGGCUAAUACCAUGGGAAAAUUAAUGGAGAUUGUAAAUGCUUAUUUGUGGUUAAUUACAUUGGAGGUACAUAUAUUGUACUAAACCAUUUUAUGAGGGUUUUUUUUAUAGCUUGCUUUAAAAUUAUUACUGUAUGAAAUAGUUUUAUACAAAAAUAUAUUUUUAUUCAGUAAUUUAAUUUUGUAAAUGCCAAAUGAAAAAUGUGUUUUGCUGCUAUGGUUCUUAGCCUGUAGACAUGCUGCUAGUUUCAGAGGAGCAGUAGAGCUUGGUUGGAAAGAAAAGAAACUUGGUGUUAGGUAAUUGACUAUGCACUAGUAUUUCAGACUUCAGACUUUUCUAUUUUUAUAUAUAUACACAUAUAUGCUUAUAUAUGUGUGUGUAUAUAUGCUUUUUCCUUUUGUAACACAUUUGGAAAACUUGUUUGGGAGAUUUUUAACUUUUGUUACUUGUUUUUUAUUUUUGUUAUUGUUGGUUUAUGAAAGCAUGCAUUGCACUUCUUUUUUUUGGGAGAUCUAUGUUGUUGAUGUCCUAUGUGUUGUUUUGAGUUCAGCCUUACUGUUCAGGGGCUCUGAGUUCCAUCAGUAUCCCCUACAGCUUCUAAAUGUAUGGUCAUAGAACUGCCUCAUGGAUUCUGUGUUUUCAGCUGCGGAGACAAUGACAGAGGUCAAUAGCCAGUUGCUACCUUAACAACAUUUAUGGAAGAUGACUGGCUCUGAACUUUUGAUAUGACAGUGUAUUUACUACUUACUGCCUUGUCGCAAAAAUAAAGCUGUGCCCUUAUUUUACUUA